This is a messenger RNA of Monascus purpureus, 816 nucleotides long. Lineage: Eukaryota; Fungi; Ascomycota; Eurotiomycetes; Eurotiales; Aspergillaceae. The record is from the annotation of a GenBank genome assembly.
UACGAGAUACAGCCUCAACUCAUUCCUCUCGUCCAUGCUCUGCUCCAGUAACCAAGUCCAGUCCCGGCCCCUAUUUCAGCCACCGUUAUAAUGCCUCCCAGAGCCCCCAAGGGCGAGUACAUUGAAACCGACACGGGAAAUAAAAUCUCUCGCCGGUCCAUUAUCCAUGGGACCCAACAUAUCAUGCUUGGCGGAAAGACCGUCAUCCAAUCCGACGCCGUGAUAAGAGGGGACUUAUAUCGACUGCAAGCACCCUCAUCCGAUCCCCAGCAACAGCAACAGCAUAUAAACACACCUUCGAUAGCCAUCAACAUCGGCCGCUACAGCUAUAUAUCCAAACAGGCCAUUCUCCGUCCUCCGUCACGGUUACAUCGAGGGGUGCAUUCUUUCUUCCCGCUCAAGAUAGGCGACCAUGUCUUCGUGGGUGAGAGGGCCGUUGUCGAGGCUGCCACCAUCGGAAAUCAUGUGCAUAUCGGCAAGGAGGCGGUGAUUGGGAGUAUGGCUAUCUUGAAGGAUUUUGCCUAUGUCUUGGAUGGUGCGGUUGUGCCGCCUGGGAUGGUCGUGCCGAGCUGGUGCGUUGUAGGUGGGAGACCCGCUCGGAUUGUCGGUGAGGUUGGAGAAGGAUAUGGCGUGGAGGGAGCUGAGGGAGGCUUGGCUAGGGAGAGGUAUCGAUUGGUUGGGAAGUGAAUAGUGCCUGGGAACUUCUGAGAUGGAAUGUUGGCUCUCUGUAUAAUGGUCUGACGCUCAUGAUAAUGAUUAAUAUAAAAUAUACCCCCUGUAUAUAAUAACAUGACUGAAAUAAUAAAUGGAUUUAUU